This is a messenger RNA of Formica exsecta, 3458 nucleotides long. RefSeq lists its product as uncharacterized. The transcript is spliced from 18 exons. The record is from RefSeq and is a predicted model, not a curated record. The coding region runs from base 281 to 2440 and encodes 719 amino acids. Gene Ontology annotation, biological process: translational initiation. Gene Ontology annotation, cellular component: cytoplasm; mitochondrial small ribosomal subunit. NCBI's taxonomy places the organism in Eukaryota, Metazoa, Arthropoda, Insecta, Hymenoptera, Formicidae. Gene Ontology annotation, molecular function: structural constituent of ribosome; RNA binding; translation initiation factor activity.
CCGCUUCGAAGCGUUUGAUGGGCCAAUCGAAGAAUCUUAUGCUAAAAACGAAAAUACCUUUUACCCUCACUAGAUUAUGUGAUUUUGUCGGGAAUGUACCGACAUAUCGCAUACGCAAUAUCAAUUAUCGAUAUAUACAAUUUGUUAACGAGUUUGCAGAGAUUUCUACGAAGAUGACGUUGUUGUAGAAAAGCAGUCUGAAAAAUUCUGCUUUUAGCAGAACGUUUUUACUAUUACUUUUACAUUAAUAUAUAAUUGAUGUAAUUGACAUUUUGCAAAUAUGUUACCUGUAUAUAUAUUAUCGAAAUACAAUAUAAAGUCCUUAAAUGGAGCGUUAUUUCAAUGGCGAAAUAUUACUGUUAGAUUAUGUUCGUCAUCAUCAGACUCAUCAUCAUCUGAUUCUGAUUCUGAUUCUGAUACUGAAAAAGCCAAAUCAAAGAAAAAUAUUAAAAAUUCUGCAACAUCAGAUAAUAGGAAUAAUUUGGGAAGUUUCUUAAACAAUAUGAUACAACAAACUGUAUCUACAAAGAUGGCCAGAGAUACUGGGAUGUUUAAAGAUACUCGCUCAGAUAAUGCGAAACAAGAAACUACAAAAUCGGCAAAUGCAACAGAUUUAACAGAGUAUAUAAAUAAUAUGAUGAAAGCGAGGAAAUUGGAGAAAACCAUUGAUGUUGCUAUACAACCUAAAAACAAAUCUAAAAAUUCAUUGAAUAAAGCCAAACAUAUGUCAUAUGAAAAAAAAUUAAUAAGUGCAGCAGAAAAUGUAGCCAGCGCACUUGGUGGAGAUAAAACAAAGACUACAUCAGAUUUACUUCAGAAAGUUCUUGCAUCUAGAGUAGAAAUACUGAGAGAAGAACAAUUGGCAAAUACGAACUUAAAGGAGGACGCUAAAUCGCCAAAACGCGAAGAACAAAUAGAUAACAAAUAUUCAGAAAAAAAAUCUAUAAUACACACUCUGCUCAAAGAAUAUAAUAAGCAAUCAGUGGUUGAAAAUAGUAUAGCAAAUCAAUUGUUAAGUAAAAUCAAAAUAUCUGAACAAAAUGAUCUAAAAAGGUCACGUGUCAGACAAGACAUCGAUUUAUGGAAUGGGGAGCCUAGUCGCAUUUUUGAAAAUAUGGGUGUCGCUUCGCAAAAUGUACCGGAAUUGAAAACUUGGACAGCAUUAGAACAAAGGGAAUUGAAAGCAUUGAUGACUUACCCACCUGCCAACAUAUUUCAAGAAUUGAUUCUUUGGACAGAACAAGGAAAAUUAUGGAAAUUUCCUAUCGACAAUGAACAAGGAAUGGAAGAAGAACAAAAUAUUCAUUUUUCAGAACAUGUCUUUAUGGAACGUCAUUUGAAAGAAUGGUGUCCUAAAUCAGGACCAGUACGUCAUUUUAUGGAAUUAGUAUGCACUGGACUUUCCAAAAACCCAUAUUUAACAGUUCAAGAGAAAAUAAACCAUAUUAUGUGGUAUAAAGAUUUCUUUGAAUCAAAGCAAGACUUAUUGCAAGAGCUAGGAGCAAUUCAGAAACCAUUUCCUGAUAAAACAAAAGAGAUUAAAGAAAACAUCAUGCCAAAGAAUAAAGGAAAGGGAGGUAAAAAUAGAAGAAGAGGAAAGAAUGAGAACGAGACCGAAAAGAGAGAAUUGGUGUUCAAGGAGGAUGGACAAGAAUAUGCUCAAGUGACAAAAAUGCUGGGCAAUGGUAGACUAGAAGCGAUGUGCUUUGACGGAGUCAAGCGACUGUGCCACAUUCGAGGAAAGCUUCGGAAGAAAGUAUGGAUAAAUCAGGGAGAUAUUAUAUUAAUUGGUUUACGAGAUUACCAGGAUGCUAAAGCGGACGUCAUAUUGAAAUAUACGGCCGAUGAAGCACGUAACUUGAAAACUUAUGGUGAAUUCCCAGAAACUGUACGUAUCAAUGAUACAGUUACCUUUGUGGAAGAUGGAUUUGAUGAAGAUAUUGAGUUUGGUGAUGAAAUUAGCGACAAUGAUGAAGAUGAUGUUGAUAAUAACAUCAUGCCAAAGAAUAAAGGAAAGGGAGGUAAAAAUAGAAGAAGAGGAAAGAAUGAGAACGAGACCGAAAAGAGAGAAUUGGUGUUCAAGGAGGAUGGACAAGAAUAUGCUCAAGUGACAAAAAUGCUGGGCAAUGGUAGACUAGAAGCGAUGUGCUUUGACGGAGUCAAGCGACUGUGCCACAUUCGAGGAAAGCUUCGGAAGAAAGUAUGGAUAAAUCAGGGAGAUAUUAUAUUAAUUGGUUUACGAGAUUACCAGGAUGCUAAAGCGGACGUCAUAUUGAAAUAUACGGCCGAUGAAGCACGUAACUUGAAAACUUAUGGUGAAUUCCCAGAAACUGUACGUAUCAAUGAUACAGUUACCUUUGUGGAAGAUGGAUUUGAUGAAGAUAUUGAGUUUGGUGAUGAAAUUAGCGACAAUGAUGAAGAUGAUGUUGAUAAUAUCUGAUGACCUGCGGUAUAAUAAUAAAAAAAAGGUAUGUCAUGAAAAUGCAUGGGGACAUCUAUUCAUUUCACAAAAUACUAUUAUUUGUCAAAGUUUUCUUCUAUUGAAUAGCUUAUCUCUCUGUAUGUAUUCCCAAAUAAAUUGUCAGUUUAUGGAUAACGUGUUCCAAUUCGAAUAGUUAUAUUUGGUAUUUGUAAGUUUUAUAGGAACAUGAAUUCUUUUUUAAUAGGAAAAAAUUAUAGUUGAUAUUUAACAUAUAUUAAAUUUAAAUUUUGCAUUAUUUCGAGUAUACUACAUGCCAGAUUUGCUAGAUUUAUGUUUGUGUACAGUAUCAAUAUGUAUGACCAGUUUCGUGACCAUCUCUCUGUAUUUUUCUAUAUUUCGUAUAUUAUCUGCCAAUAAUACACGUGUAUAUCGUCAUUUAAGCAGGAAAUAGGAAUGUACAUCACAGCGAGUACUCUCUUUUAUAUGUUGAAAUGUUUCACUCUAAAAUAUUCAUCGAGAAACGAAAUAACAUACAAUUAGAGAUCUCGUCCUCUGUCAGAUUUCGACGAGAUUUUAGAGCCAGUACAAUUAGUAAAUUGAUAAAUUAAUAAAUUAAAAGACAACUUGGGAUGAGUUCCUAGUGAACAGAAAAACUUCUUGUCUUAGCGUGAUUAUUAUUAUAGUUUGAUUGAUUACACACGUUGGUAAUAAUGAUACAGUCAUUUGUUACGAUAAAUAACGUGUGCCAGAUGUAAUUCUCGGAACAUAUGUUGUGUUAUGUAUCUCAGUGCAAUUAUUCAAUACAUGUUAUUCGUUACAUCAAAAGGGGACUAUAGUGUGUGCUACAUUUCGACAAUUAACAUCGGUUAUUAACGAUGAAAAUGUACAAUUAAUCAUUUUUAUGUAAUGAAAGAAUCUGGAAAAUAAUAUUAUUGUUUAUUUAUGUACAAUUAAGUGGAACAAUAAGAUACAAUUAUAAACUCGAAUUUUUUUCAUAUGUUAAAUAAAAUUGCGUAUGUUUAACAAAUUCUAAAAA